UUUAAAAAAGCUAAUAAAUCAGUUUCAAGCUUCAUCACAACUGGGCGUGUAAUCGUCUGUGUUUCCUCUCUGCCAUCAUUGUUCCACGGCUACAAUGGCUUUCGAAAAUGUCCCACGUAUGAAGCUAGGAAGCCAGGGAUUAGAGGUCUCCAGAUUGGGUUUUGGUUGUACUAGUUUGACUGGAGCUUACAGUGCCCCUUUACCAGAGGAAGAUGGAAUUGCAGUCAUAAAAUAUGCUUUUGAGAGAGGCAUUACAUUUUUUGAUACUUCGGAUAGAUAUGGAACUAACUCCUCGAAUGAAGUCUUAGUUGGAAAGGCAUUGAAGCACUUACCUCGAGAUAAAGUACAAUUAGCAACAAAAUUUGGUAUAUACAUGAUUACAGAAACAGAGCUCGUGGCUAAGGGUACACCAGAAUAUGUUCACCAAUGCUGUGAAGCCAGCCUUAAACGCCUUGAUGUGGAUUAUAUUGAUCUUUACUAUCAACACAGGGUGGAUACAUCAGUGCCCAUAGAGGAAACUAUUGGGGAACUUAAAAAGUUGGUGGAAGAGGGAAAAGUUAAGUAUAUUGGGUUGUCUGAAGCUAGUGUGGAUACCAUAAGGCGUGCACAUGCUGUGCACCCAAUCACGGCUGUACAACUCGAGUGGUCCUUAUGGUCUCGUGAUAUUGAAGAUGAGAUAAUCCCUUUAUGCAGGAAACUUGGUAUUGGGAUAGUGCCCUAUAGCCCUCUUGGUCGUGGCUUCUUUGCUGGGAAGGCAGUUUUGGAAAGUCUGCCUAAAGAAAGUAGUUUGGCAGCUCAUCCAAGGUUCAAGGGAGAAAACCUUGAAAAGAACAAGAUCCUAUACACGCGCAUUGCAAACUUGGCUACUAAAUAUGAUUGUACCCCUGGUCAACUGGCUCUUGCAUGGGUUCUGUAUCAAGGCAAUGAUGUGGCUCCUAUCCCAGUGACGAUGACAGGCCUCGACCCGUUUUUCAAUUAGUUAGUAGUUUUUGAAGAUGUCAGUGGGAAUGGAAGCCACAACUGAGAUAUAAGGUGUACUAGCACCACGACCUCGGCCUUUUUCCUACUAUAUCUCAUUAUUACACAUUACAUGCUUGUGAUUCGGCCUAAAAAUGAGACUGGUUUUCAUUUUAUGUCCCUUUUCUUUUGCUUUAUGGUCCACCCAAUGGGUCACUUAUAAUGCGAUUAUCUUCAUUGCAUUUGGGUGCAUUAUCCAGGGACAAGUAAGGUUAAAAACCUCAAUGAGAACCUUGGGUCCUGGAAGUUGAAGCUCUCCGAGGCUGAUAUCAAAGAAAUUGCAUAUUCUGUGCCCAUUGAUGAAGUUGCGGGCUCCCGAUCCUGGACUCUUAUACCGGAUUCCCUUUGGAUGUCUGCAGAUACCCCUCCAAAACGAUAACUGUUUGCGUGCUCAAUGGUUCAAGAUAGGGGUGGGUCCGGUCCGGCUGGAUCAAGACCCAACCCGAAGUGUAUUCGGGUCCAAGCUUUGGACCCGGACCCAACCUGUUGGGUCCAAAAGUUGGACCCAUACUCCUACCCAUCGGGUGUGGUAAGGUCCCUCACUAUGAGCUUUUUUUUUUUACCUUUUUUUUCUAUAUUAUUGGCAACGAAAGUCACAAUCACCUGCCAUUAGAUUGCAAACAUUUGUUGUUUAAUAGUUAAAGAUGACUACGAGUUCUUAUUGUA
Messenger RNA from Amborella trichopoda, 1683 nucleotides. Its product is annotated as putative aldo-keto reductase 1. The record is from RefSeq and is a predicted model, not a curated record. NCBI's taxonomy places the organism in Eukaryota, Viridiplantae, Streptophyta, Magnoliopsida, Amborellales, Amborellaceae. Gene Ontology annotation, cellular component: cytoplasm.